AUGGACAUCUUCUACCAGCGUCCGCCGUUUCAGACCCCCAAAGCAGGGCACGUCUGUCGGUGCAUCGCGCUGGGCAAGGUUUCAUCAAAGGGCAAGGCCCGCACGGCCUUCCAUGGUCUGUCUCUGAGCCCAGCUGCCACCAUGCCGGAAACGGCCCUUAAGCAGCGGCCAGCAAACACAACGCCCAGCCCCUUCGUGGUUGCAAGUGAAGAGCAGGGCGAAGAGGAGCGAGGUGUCAAGCGCGACGCGGCCACGAUGGAGGAUGACGGUCCCCCACCGGAGCCGGACACCGUCUUUCUCGGGAGGCUGCCUGCGAACAUCGAGGAAAAGCGCAUCGAGGCUGCUCUAAAGCACGUGGGCAAGAUCGAACGCAUUCACCUCGUGCGGGAAGCAGGUGAGGGCAGUGCCUGCAAGGGCUUUGGUUUCGUGACCUUCUCGACUCCUGAGGAGGCUGAGGCUGCCUGCGACUUGAGCGAGCUGCUGGAGUGUGGCGGCCGGAAGAUCACCAUCUCCAUAAGAAUCGCUGGCCUGUGGAGCACCGAGUAA
Messenger RNA from Symbiodinium sp. CCMP2456, 546 nucleotides. Lineage: Eukaryota; Dinophyceae; Suessiales; Symbiodiniaceae. The record is from the annotation of a GenBank genome assembly.